Molecule: messenger RNA, 1315 nt
Organism: Nothobranchius furzeri (turquoise killifish)
Lineage: Eukaryota; Metazoa; Chordata; Actinopteri; Cyprinodontiformes; Nothobranchiidae
Source: RefSeq, a predicted model, not a curated record
GAGACUGAAACCUCAGAAAACCCGGGCGUCUUCAGGGGCCUAGUGGAUCUGGUUGCUUCACUUGAUAAUGUGUUGGAGGAUCAUCUGAAGACGGCGACAGUUUUUAAAGGCACGUCAAAGACCGUGUAGAACGAGCUGUUGGACUGUAUGUUGUCAGUCAUUAAAACCCACAUUCUUGGAGAGGUGAACAAUGCAGAUUAUCUUGCUAUUCAGGCAGAUGAGACUACAGACAUUUCCACCCGCUGCCAGUUGGUGCUUGUGUUACGGUAUCUCGACAGUCAGAACAGCAUUCAAGAGCGUUUUCUUGAGUUCAUCCCUCUUCAGAAUGCAACCGCUGACACGAUUUCCACAGCACUGUUGGAGAGGCUGAGCAAGAUCAUCCCUGCUAGAAAAGAGGGAAAACUAAUAGCCCAGGCCUAUGAUGGGGCUGCAGUGAUGAGGGGAGCCACAGGUGGAGUGCAGUGUAAGGUGAAUGAUAUGUACACAAGUGCACACUACAUCCACUGCUAUGCCCAUCAGCUGAACCUCAUCAUGCAACAGGCAACUUCACACAUCCGCAGGAUCAGAACUUUCAUUUCAGACCUUGGUGGAUUUGCUGCUUUCUUCUCCCGGUCAUUCAAGCGAACCGCUGUGCUUGAUCAAGUGGUGGCGCACAGACUUCCAGCAACUUCAGCAACCAGGUGGAACUUCCACAGUCGUGCUGUCAACACAGUGUAUGACCACAAGGAUGACCUCCUCAGAUGUUUCCAGAUGAUCAGAGACUCGGAUGACUUUGAUCCAAUCACUGAGAGAGAGGCAGGAGGCUUUGUGAGAAUGCUGGAGGAAGAAGAUUUCUGCUUUCUGCUGGCAUUGUUUCACAAGAUCAUGCCACAUGUGGACAUGCUCUUCAACCAGCUGCAGAAGAGGAACAUUGACUCUGUCUACAUCUGACAGGGGUCAUCCAGAGCUUCACCAACAGCAUGCAAAAGAUCAGGGACUCCAUUCAUUCUCUGACUGAGGAAUGCAGGGCAUCAGUGCAGCAGCCAACAAAGAAACGGAGGACGUUUGGCCAGGGAGAACAACAGCAGCUGGGUGCAGAGGUUUGUGACACCAUCCUGAGCCAUGCAAAAGAAGAUUCUUGUCACCACACCCAUGACCACAGCCAAAUCAGAGAGGUGCUUUUCUACUUUAAAGAGGAUUAAGACUUUCCUUGAGGAACACCAUGACACAGGAUGGGCUGAAUGCUCUUGCCAUGCUCUCCAUGGAAAAAAAGCUUGUCACAAACAUUCCUGACUUUAAUAAAAAGGUCAUCGAGAGCUUUGCCACUCAGAAGGAC